AUGUCAUCACAACCAGGCCUGAACGUGAUCGCCCUAGUCUCAGGCGGCAAAGACUCCCUCUACUCGAUCUUGCACUGUAUCCGCAACGGCCAUAAAGUAGUUGCCCUGGCAAAUCUCUACCCGAAACAAACCAAAACGACUGCCCCAGAUGACUCGCAUGAUGCACACGAGGAUGGUGACGAGGAAGAAGAGGAUAUCGACAGUUUCAUGUACCAAACAAUCGGCCACAGCGUGAUCCCGCUGUAUGAAACCGCGCUACAGAUUCCGCUGUAUCGCGGCGCGAUUACCGGCGGCGCGGUGGAUACGUCUCGGGUUUACAGAAACACGGCCACUGCCCACCAACAGAAUGACAGGGCAGGGCAAGGCGAGGAAGACGGAGACGAAACAGAGUCUCUAAUCCCGCUUCUGCGAAGCGUGAAAGAAGCGCACCCAGAAGCCAACGCUGUUUCCGCGGGCGCUAUUCUCUCCACAUACCAGCGCACGCGCAUCGAGGAUGUCGCUGCGAGACUACAUCUCGUGCCAUUGGCGUGGUUAUGGCAGUAUCCCGUUUUACCGCCGCCGGUGGAGCGCAAGGAUGGCUCUGCGUUGUCUGCGAAUAUCGCAGAUGCGGGCUUACUAGAGGACAUGGCUGCUGUCGGCUGCUCGGCACGGAUUAUUAAGGUGGCCUCCGGCGGUCUUGAUGAUACAUUUCUUUGGGAAGAUGUGUCUAGUAGCUUCUCGUCUUCGACGAGAGGACGCAUUGUUAAAGCGAUGAGGCGGUUUGCGGAUGCAGAUGUGGGGGGUGUGAGGGGGGCGGUGCUGGGGGAGGGAGGGGAGUAUGAGAGUCUUGCUGUGGACGGGCCGGGAUUCUUGUGGAAGAGGAGGGUUGAGGUGCUGGGGAGAGAGGUUAAAGUUGGGGAGGGAGGUGUUGGUUUUCUGGGGCUGAGGGGGGCUGUUUGUGUUGAUAAGGAGGAGGAUGAUGGUGUGAAGCCGGGGGAUGUGAGGAGGCCGGGGGUGUUGGAUGAGAAGUUUGAUGCGUUGCUUGAUGGAUUGAGUCUUGGAGCAGAAGCAGAAGCAGCAGCACCAAGAGUGUCCGAACAAUGGCAGUGCGAACCUGUCCAGGCGAACAAUGGCGGGCUAUGGACGAUAUCCAACCUCAGUGCACCAGAAGCCGGACCCGACGCUGGCAAGCAGAUGUCUGCCAUCGCAGAAAAGGUGAAAACCAUUCUAUCUACAGGUGACAACCAAUCAACCGACGACAUCGUCUUCGCAACCGUUCUCCUCCGCUCAAUGACCGACUUCACAAGCAUGAAUAACAUCUAUGUCUCUCUAUUCAAGAAACCCAAUCCACCAGCCAGAGCAACGGUGGCCUGCGGCAGUGCUCUACCCGAUGGAGUAAACAUCAUGGUUUCCUUCGUGGUUGAUCUGGGCCCGCGGGAUGCGCGACAGGGACUACAUGUGCAGUCGCGGUCAUAUUGGGCACCCGCGAAUAUUGGCCCUUACUCGCAGGCCAUCUCUGUCCCGGUCCUGGCUCCGGCAUCGGAUCAGGAAUCGAGCAAGUUGGUGUACAUUGCCGGCCAAAUCCCACUUGAACCCGCAAGCAUGGAAAUGAUUACUUGGGAGACACUGUCACAGCAGAAGCAAGUACAGCAGUCAUGGAUGGCGGAUUACGCUCUACGCGCGGUUCUCGCGCUGCAGCAUUUGUGGCGAAUCGGCGCGGCCAUGCAGGUUGAUUGGUGGGUUGGCGGCGUUGCUUUUUUGACGGAUGACGGUAACAAACACAUCCAAGCCAAAGCCCGACUCGCCUGGCAAGCAUGGGCGAAGAUGCACAUGCGACCUGAAGAAAAUGGCGACGAGGAUGACGAACCAACCCUCGAUGCAUGGGAUCUCAAAUACGGCCGCAGGGACUACGUAUACGAGCAAACAUCCUCGACAAAAUCCGGACCGGGAUUACCCAAUUUCAACCUCCUGCAGAAACCCGAUCCCGCCGAUAUAACUACAAACACCAUCCCUCCAUUCCUUGCAGCGCAAAUCUCCGAGUUGCCGCGAGGCAGCGAUAUCGAGUGGCAGGGAUUAGGUUGCGUAUGUGACGAGGUGAGCGUGACGACGGAUAAGCCCGUCGCGGAGAUCGGCGUUGGUGCUGAUGCAUGCACUACCGCCAUCGAUAAGAAACUAAACUACAUCUGCGUUGAGAUCGGUGAAGAUUCUGGGUCAGAUCUGGAAUCGAGGCUGCAGGGCAUUCUGCGGGUUUAUGGCCAGGGUCAGGAGCAUAUGGUGCUUUAUACGGCGAAGGCGCUGAGGGAUGGGUUUGUGUGGCCGGGUCAGAUUGUGCCUUGUUUGUCGGUUUGGGGGAGGGAGGGGAGGAGGUUGGGGGGUGGGGUUGUUAUACAGUGCUCGUAG
Aspergillus chevalieri is the source of this 2379-nucleotide messenger RNA. RefSeq names its product diphthine--ammonia ligase family protein. Gene Ontology annotation, molecular function: diphthine-ammonia ligase activity. NCBI's taxonomy places the organism in Eukaryota, Fungi, Ascomycota, Eurotiomycetes, Eurotiales, Aspergillaceae. Gene Ontology annotation, biological process: protein histidyl modification to diphthamide. The record is from RefSeq and is a predicted model, not a curated record. Bases 1 to 2379 code for a protein of 792 amino acids. The transcript has a single exon.